CUUUGCAGAAAAGCCUCCAGCAUCACAAUUGUUGCCGCAGAUUUGAAGUUGUGAAUCAUGGGGAACAUUUUUGGGAAUUUGCUGAAGAGCCUCAUAGGAAAGAAGGAGAUGCGGAUCUUGAUGGUGGGGCUGGACGCAGCUGGUAAAACAACGAUCCUCUAUAAGCUCAAACUGGGGGAAAUAGUCACCACCAUCCCAACAAUUGGGUUUAAUGUGGAGACGGUGGAGUACAAGAACAUCAGCUUCACUGUGUGGGACGUAGGUGGGCAGGACAAGAUCCGUCCCCUCUGGAGACACUACUUUCAAAACACACAGGGUCUAAUCUUUGUGGUGGACAGUAAUGACAGAGAGCGUGUGAACGAAGCACGGGAGGAGCUGAUGAGGAUGCUGGCUGAGGAUGAACUGAGAGAUGCAGUGCUCCUUGUGUUUGCUAAUAAACAGGACUUACCGAACGCCAUGAACGCUGCUGAGAUCACAGAUAAGUUGGGCUUGCAUUCUCUGCGUCACCGUAACUGGUACAUCCAGGCCACCUGCGCCACCAGCGGCGACGGCCUCUAUGAGGGCCUUGAUUGGCUGGCCAAUCAACUCAAGAACAAGAAAUAAGAAGAAAAGCGGAAAAGGCAGCCAGCAGCCACACCCAUCCGACUUUCUAUUUGUUUUGGGGAUGGGGGUGCGGGGUGAGGUUCAAGGGUUUUGAUUGGUUAGGUGUGAAGAAAGAGUCUGGGUCUGGGGGAGAUUUCACUUUUUGGUCUGUUCCUAAUAGUUUUCAGCAGUUAUUGAAAACAAAUUCUCAUGUUCAUAUUUAACCACACACACACACACAAACACACACACACUAACUGUAAGCAAUCACAGCAGACACUUGCUUUUCCUCCGUCCACCUCUUGUCCUUAGGUGCAAUGUACUGUAUGUUAGUCUCUAGGUGCUGUGCCGAGUCAUGUGUGACUCCACUGAGUCAGCAAUCAGUCAAAUAUGACUUUGUUGAUGUAUGUUUUUCAACUGUCAGUUGUCCAUGCAAAGUGUGUGUCAGUUGCACUACAUGUUUUUGUUUUUUGUUCUGUUUUUUUUAAUGUAUUUCUGCGGGGUAACAGAGCCAUGUUUGAAAACAAUCACAGCUGGCAGAUUUAUGUCACCAUAAUUCAUUUUAAUGGUUUGCUCUCCCCUUUUUAGUUUGUGAGCAAUGCUGAGGUAACAGAUUUAGUGCAUACAUGCGCGUGCACACACAUCCUCUGUGUGUUCAUGCGAGCGGCCUGGACAGUUUGGAUCAGUGCUGGAUUUCCUCUCCUCAUCACACAUCCUCUUACUGCCACACUUUGGAAAUCUUUUGAUAUCUGCGGUGCGUUUCUACUCCCCGUGUGGCAACCCGAAGCGUUGAAGCCGCCCCUUUUUAAAUAUUUUAAAAUGCGCAACACGUUCUCGAUUGCCUGAGCUGCAUGCAUCCUGCUGGCAUUGUUGCACACUCCUCCAUACUGAGAGCUGCGUAGAUGUCGAUGCUCGUUGUGUUCUGGUGCUGUUUACAACAGAAACUAACUGAACCACCACCUUCUGCAUCAGGUGGCAACAUUUGCUAAAAAAAAAAAAGAAGGAAAACACCCCUUUAGUCAGCUGUGUGAUCUUUUAAUGUGAAAACAGUAUAAAGGCUGAUCUGCCCAUAAACUCGGUGCAGAUGCUGCUGCUUGUCUGCCUUCUUGUGUGUCCAUACGAGUACUCAAACUGCAUCAGGUUGCUCUCGCUUGUGUGUUUUUGUCUCAGACCUGCAUAUCGGGGGGUUGACUCUGUUCCUCUGUGUUACUGAAUGUGAAUAUUGUUGAUGAAUCUAUAAAUGGCUGUGAUGAUGUUUUUCCGACGUGCAUAUUCCAUCAUUUCAGUGAUGUGUCUGCAUAAUAAUACGAAAGAAAGCAGGGUAAGCAGAUCGAUAAGUCAGCAUUGUCGUUUGCAGAUAUUCAUUCAGCACGUCCACAACUCACUUUUUGAACAGCAGACGAAUUACUGCGUCACAAGCUGACACCAGCAGAAUCCACAGACUUCUGUCAAUAAAACGAUUUCUUUGUGCCAUACAUGGGCACGACUGCUCAUACAAUAGCAACAGUGCAACACACUGCACAUCCACACUACCAACUUCUCUGUGCGUUGUUCAUAUUCAGCGUCUAUGUUAAAUCAUGAGUGUGUUCAUUUGGUUUGCGUGGCCUUAUAUUUAGUGAUGACUUCUGAUUGAUUUCCUCUCGGCUAGUUCGGUCCUAAUUUCGACUCACAUAUAUUUAUCUAUAAAGAAUGAUUUGCAGAUUUAUUCCUCUAUGCCCUAAACAGGCAUGUUUUUUUGGGGUUUUUUUUGCGCCACAGUUCACGAUGAUAAGCAGAGGUUUUGUCGUAUAGUACGUUUUGUUUUUGCCAGUAUACUUGAUUCAUAUUUGGUGGUAGAUUUUAUUGGUUUUCCUUUGGGGUUUAAAGAAACAUUGGUGUAGACUGUGUCUGUGAAACAAUGAUAACCAGUGCGGAAAUAAAUAAUAAAAAAAAAA
Messenger RNA from Stegastes partitus (bicolor damselfish), 2516 nucleotides. Its product is annotated as ADP-ribosylation factor 3. Gene Ontology annotation, molecular function: GTP binding; GTPase activity. The record is from RefSeq and is a predicted model, not a curated record. NCBI's taxonomy places the organism in Eukaryota, Metazoa, Chordata, Actinopteri, Pomacentridae. Bases 58 to 603 code for a protein of 181 amino acids. The transcript has 4 exons.